AUGAAAACCGCUCUCCCCGACAACGCCAAGAUCGCGAAGGAGGCGAAAGAAUGCAUGCAAGAAUGUGUGAGCGAGUUCAUCUCGUUCAUCACCAGCGAAAGGAAGACGGUCAAUGGGGAAGACAUCCUCUUUGCGAUGACCUCACUCGGAUUCGAGAACUACUCCGAAGCGCUGAAGAUAUAUCUUUCAAAAUAUCGAGAAACCCAAUCCUCAAGGGGGGAGAACCAGAACCGGCCACCGAGCAGCGGGUACGGCGGACCAGUCGGGGCAACUGGAAGCGGUGCCCCAGGUGCUGGCAAUCCAGCGGGGCCAGGUUUCGCGGUCGCACCCGAGACUUCCAGCAACAUAUUGAGCCCGAACCUGGACCCCAACGAACAGGCCGGCGCAACAUACGGAUAUUCCACUAUGGUGGCCCCUUCGCACAAUGGUGCAGGUGGCGAGGCUUACUGA
This is a messenger RNA of Histoplasma mississippiense, 450 nucleotides long. Its product is annotated as transcriptional activator hap3. Gene Ontology annotation, biological process: regulation of transcription by RNA polymerase II. Gene Ontology annotation, cellular component: CCAAT-binding factor complex. Bases 1 to 450 code for a protein of 149 amino acids. The record is from RefSeq and is a predicted model, not a curated record. The transcript is spliced from 3 exons. Gene Ontology annotation, molecular function: protein heterodimerization activity; DNA-binding transcription activator activity, RNA polymerase II-specific; RNA polymerase II cis-regulatory region sequence-specific DNA binding. NCBI's taxonomy places the organism in Eukaryota, Fungi, Ascomycota, Eurotiomycetes, Onygenales, Ajellomycetaceae.